Carcharodon carcharias (great white shark) is the source of this 1749-nucleotide messenger RNA. RefSeq names its product vegetative cell wall protein gp1-like. The annotation marks the transcript as partial. The record is from RefSeq and is a predicted model, not a curated record. The transcript is spliced from 4 exons. NCBI's taxonomy places the organism in Eukaryota, Metazoa, Chordata, Chondrichthyes, Lamniformes, Lamnidae.
CCGACCUCGCCCAACCCGAACUCGCCCAGCCCCCACUCGCCCAGCCCCCACUCGCCCAGCCCGACCUCGCCCAGCCCCCACUCGCCCAGCCCCCACUCGCCCAGCCCGACCUCGCCCAGCCCGACCUCGCCCAGCCCCCACUCGCCCAGCCCCCACUCGCCCAGCCCGACCUCGCCCAGCCCGACCUCGCCCAGCCCCCACUCGCCCAGCCCCCACUCGCCCAGCCCGACCUCGCCCAGCCCGACCUCGCCCAGCCCCCACUCGCCCAGCCCCCACUCGCCCAGCCCGACCUCGCCCAGCCCAACCUCGCCCAGCCCCCACUCGCCCCUCGCACAGCCCCCAUCACCCAGCCCCCACUCGCCCAGCCCCCACUCGCCCAGCCCGACCUCGCCCAGCCCGACAUCGCCCAGCCCCCACUCUCCCAGCCCCGACUCGCACAGCCCGACCUCGCCCAGCCCGACCUCGCACAGCCCCCACUCGCACAGCCCGACCUCGCCCAGCCCCCACUCGCCCAGCCCGACCUCGCCCAGCCCGACCUCGCCCAGCCCCCACUCGCCCAGGCCGACCUCGCCCAGCCCCCACUCGCCCAGCCCCCACUCGCAAAGCCCCCACUCGCCCAGCCCGACCUCGCCCAGCCCGAACUCGCCCAGCCCCCACUCGCCCAGCCCCCACUCGCCCAGCCCGACCUCGCCCAGCCCCCAAUCGCCCAGCCCACACUCGCCCAGCCCGACCUCGCCCAGCCCGACCUCGCCCAGCCCCCACUCGCCCAGCCCCCACUCGCCCAGCCCGACCUCACCCAGCCCGACCUCGCCCAGCCCCCACUCGCCCAGCCCCCACUCGCCCAGCCCGACCUCGCCCAGCCCCCACUCGCCCAGCCCCCACUCGCCCAGCCCGACCUCACCCAGCCCGACCUCGCCCAGCCCCCACUCGCCCAGCCCCCACUCGCCCAGCCCGACCUCGCCCAGCCCCCACUCGCCCAGCCCCCACUCGCCCAGCCCGACCUCGCCCAGCCCGAACUCGCCCAGCCCCCACUCGCCCAGCCCGACCUCGCCCCCCCACUCGCCCAGCCCCCACUCGCCCAGCCCGACCUCGCCCAGCCCGACCUCGCCCAGCCCCCACUCGCCCAGCCCCCACUCGCCCAGCCCGACCUCGCCCAGCCCAACCUCGCCCAGCCCCCACUCGCCCAGCCCCCACUCGCCCAGCCCGACCUCGCCCAGCCCCCACUCGCCCAGCCCCCACGCGCCCAGCACCCACUCGCCCAGACCCCACUCGCACAGCCCGACCUCGCCCAGCCCCCACUCGCCCAGCCCGACCUCGCCCAGCCCCCACUCGCCCAGCCCCCACUCGCCCAGCCCGACCUCGCCCAGCCCCCACUCGCCCAGCUCGCCCAGCCCGAACUCGCCCAGCCCCCACUCGCCCAGCCCCCACUCGCCCAGCCCGACCUCGCCCAGCCCCCACUCGCCCAGCCCCCACUCGCCCAGCCCGACCUCGCCCAGCCCGACCUCGCCCAGCCCCCACUCGCCCAGCCCCCACUCGCCCAGCCCGACCUCGCCCAGCCCGACCUCGCCCAGCCCCCACUCGCCCAGCCCCCACUCGCCCAGCCCGACCUCGCCCAGCCCGACCUCGCCCAGCCCCCACUCGCCCAGCCCCCACUCGCCCAGCCCGACCUCGCCCAGCCCAACCUCGCCCAGCCCCCACUCGCCCAGCCCCCACUCGCCCAGCCCGACCUCGCCCAGCCCCCACUCGCCC